Pochonia chlamydosporia 170 is the source of this 750-nucleotide messenger RNA. Its product is annotated as endoglucanase-5. NCBI's taxonomy places the organism in Eukaryota, Fungi, Ascomycota, Sordariomycetes, Hypocreales, Clavicipitaceae. The transcript is spliced from 3 exons. Bases 1 to 750 code for a protein of 249 amino acids. Gene Ontology annotation, molecular function: cellulase activity. The record is from RefSeq and is a predicted model, not a curated record. Gene Ontology annotation, biological process: carbohydrate metabolic process.
AUGGCUUCCAAUGGGACGUAUCACGACUUCAAGCAACAACGGCAACUCAACACCAAAAUGCAAAUCAACGCUCUUACUCUCCUCCUCGCCAACAUCCCAGGCCUCCUCGCCGCCUCCGGAGCCGGCCACUCCACCCGCUACUGGGACUGCUGCAAAACGUCCUGCGCAUGGAGCGGCAAAGCAGCCGUCAACAAGCCCGUCACGACAUGCGACAAGAACGACAACCCGCUGAGCGAUGUCAACGCCAAGAGCGGGUGUGACAACGGCUCGGCGUUUGCGUGUACGGAUAAUUCGCCGUGGGCGGUGGACAACAACCUCGCGUAUGGGUUUGCAGCGACGGCUAUCAACGGUGGUUCGGAAGCGACCUGGUGUUGUGCAUGUUACAAACUUACAUUCACGUCUGGCCCCGUGUCCGGCAAGACCAUGAUAGUGCAGUCCACCAACACGGGGAGUGACAUCUCCAACAACCAGUUCGACCUGAUGAUCCCCGGUGGAGGUGUAGGCUUGUAUGACGGAUGCUCCAAGGAGUUUGGGUCGCCUUUGCCUGGCGCGCAGUACGGCGGCGUCAGCUCCCGCGACCAGUGUUCCCAGAUGCCGGCCAAGUUGCAGGCCGGCUGCUUCUGGCGCUUCGACUGGUUCCAGAACGCGGAUAACCCGACCUUUAACUUUGAGCAGGUCAGGUGUCCGGGGGAACUGACUGCCAAGUCGGGCUGUGUGAGACAGGACGACGGUAGUUUCCCAGCUGCAUAG